Messenger RNA from Bubalus bubalis (water buffalo), 8452 nucleotides. It is a transcript of the gene FZD3, whose product is annotated as frizzled class receptor 3. NCBI's taxonomy places the organism in Eukaryota, Metazoa, Chordata, Mammalia, Artiodactyla, Bovidae. The coding region runs from base 588 to 2588 and encodes 666 amino acids. Gene Ontology annotation, cellular component: plasma membrane. The record is from RefSeq and is a predicted model, not a curated record. Gene Ontology annotation, molecular function: Wnt-protein binding; Wnt receptor activity. The transcript has 8 exons. Gene Ontology annotation, biological process: non-canonical Wnt signaling pathway; canonical Wnt signaling pathway.
CGGCGAUCGCGAAAGCUCGCGGUCGCUCAGAGGCGCGCGCCGGCGGUCCUCGGUGGCUCCGUUUACCUGAGGGACCCGCGGCCGCCCCCGGCCGGCGCUGCAGCCCCCCGGGAGCCUGUCCCCGAGGUGUGAGUUUUGCAAAGUCUGCAUAUUCCUCCUCAAGGCUUCACCCUCUUGCCCCCUUGGACGCUCCGUGUGUUUGCCCUGGGGUACCGCAGGGAGGUUCAUCCAUAGCCUCUGAAAUAAGAUAUUUCAAUCAAAGGAAGAAAUAGCUCUUCUCCUAAGAUGGAAUCUGUUGUUUGGGAAUGUGGUUGAUCAACUUGACACGUUGGCCAAAUGGUGCCCGAUGUAAUAAAAUGAAAAGAAGAGGCAAGAUGAUGUCAUUUUCCCAUAUUGUGAAACCAAAAACAAAUGCCUUUUGUGAGACCAAGCUAACAAACCUCUGACGGUGCAAAGAGUAUUUCUGUUUGAAGAACUUAACAGUAAGAUAGAAGAAGUACUUUCAAGCUGAGACCUGCAGGUGUACAAAGAUCUAAAAUACAUAUUGAGUAGGCCUGAUCAUCUGAAUCUCAUUCAAUCAAGAAAGCAUGGCUAUGAGUAGGAUCGUCUUCUAUCUGUGGCCCUUGACUAUGUUUGUGGGCCAUAUAGGUGGGCACAGUUUGUUUUCUUGUGAGCCUAUUACCUUGAGGAUGUGCCAAGAUUUGCCUUAUAACACUACCUUCAUGCCCAAUCUUCUGAAUCAUUAUGACCAACAGACGGCAGCAUUGGCAAUGGAGCCAUUCCACCCUAUGGUGAAUUUGGAUUGCUCUCGGGAUUUCCGGCCAUUUCUCUGUGCGCUCUAUGCUCCUAUCUGUAUGGAAUACGGACGUGUCACACUUCCCUGCCGUAGGCUCUGUCAGCGGGCUUACAGUGAGUGUUCGAAGCUCAUGGAGAUGUUUGGUGUUCCUUGGCCUGAAGAUAUGGAAUGCAGUAGGUUCCCAGAUUGUGAUGAGCCGUAUCCUCGGCUGGUGGACCUGAAUUUAGCUGGCGAUCCCACUGAAGGAGCCUCAGUGGCAGUGCAGAGGGACUAUGGCUUUUGGUGUCCUCGAGAGUUGAAAAUUGAUCCUGAUCUUGGCUAUUCCUUUUUGCACGUGCGUGAUUGUUCACCUCCUUGUCCAAAUAUGUACUUUAGGAGAGAAGAGCUUUCAUUUGCUCGGUAUUUCAUAGGAUUGAUUUCAAUCAUUUGCCUCUCUGCCACGUUGUUUACUUUUUUAACUUUUUUGAUUGAUGUGACAAGAUUCCGUUAUCCUGAAAGACCCAUUAUAUUUUAUGCCGUCUGCUACAUGAUGGUGUCAUUAAUUUUCUUUAUUGGGUUUUUGCUUGAGGACCGAGUUGCCUGCAAUGCAUCCAGCCCUGCACAGUAUAAGGCUUCCACAGUGACCCAAGGAUCUCAUAACAAAGCCUGUACCAUGCUUUUUAUGGUACUCUACUUUUUUACUAUGGCUGGCAGCGUUUGGUGGGUGAUUCUUACCAUCACAUGGUUCUUGGCAGCUGUGCCAAAGUGGGGUAGUGAAGCUAUUGAGAAGAAAGCCUUGCUGUUUCACGCCAGUGCGUGGGGCAUCCCUGGAACUCUGACCAUCAUCCUUUUAGCGAUGAAUAAAAUUGAAGGUGACAAUAUAAGUGGCGUGUGUUUUGUUGGCCUCUACGAUGUUGAUGCCUUGAGGUAUUUUGUUCUUGCACCCCUCUGCCUGUAUGUGGUAGUUGGGGUUUCACUCCUUUUAGCCGGCAUUAUAUCCCUAAACAGAGUGCGAAUUGAGAUUCCAUUAGAAAAGGAGAACCAGGAUAAACUGGUGAAGUUUAUGAUCCGGAUUGGUGUUUUCAGCAUUCUGUAUCUCGUACCACUCUUGGUUGUAAUUGGAUGCUACUUUUAUGAGCAAGCUUACCGCAGCAUCUGGGAAACAACGUGGAUACAAGAACGCUGCAGAGAAUAUCACAUUCCAUGUCCAUAUCAGGUUACUCAGAUGAGUCGUCCAGAUCUGAUUCUCUUUCUAAUGAAAUACCUGAUGGCUCUUAUAGUUGGUAUUCCUUCCAUUUUUUGGGUUGGAAGCAAAAAGACUUGCUUUGAAUGGGCCAGUUUUUUCCACGGUCGAAGGAAAAAAGAGAUAGUGAACGAGAGCCGACAGGUACUCCAGGAACCUGAUUUUGCUCAGUCCCUCCUGAGGGAUCCAAAUACUCCUAUCAUAAGGAAAUCAAGAGGAACUUCCACUCAAGGGACAUCCACACAUGCUUCUUCAACGCAGCUGGCCAUGGUGGAUGACCAGAGGAGCAAAGCAGGGAGUGUACACAGCAAAGUGAGCAGCUACCACGGCAGCCUCCACAGGUCCCGGGAUGGCAGGUACACUCCCUGCAGUUACAGAGGAAUGGAGGAGAGACUACCUCAUGGCAGCAUGUCACGACUUACAGAUCACUCCAGGCACAGUAGUUCCCAUCGGCUCAAUGAACAGUCACGACAUAGCAGCAUCAGAGAUCUCAGUAAUAAUCCUAUGACUCACAUCACACAUGGUACCAGCAUGAAUCGGGUUAUUGAAGAAGAUGGAACCAGUGCUUAAAUUGUCCUGUCUAAGGUGGAAAUUUUGUGCUGUUUAAAAAGCAGAUUUUAUUCUUUGCCUUUGCAUGACUGAUUGCUAUAACUCAGUUAUGAUGCUUUCAGUCAGGUGCAGAUUGUGUCCAUUGAAAAGUAAAUUUUUGCUUUUUAUAUUGCAUCAAACUUGGAACCUCAAGGCAUCCAAAAUGCUAAGAAUGAUAUCAUCACAUAAAUAAUUCUUAUUUCUAGGUUAUGAAGAAAUAAUUAUUUGUCUGGUAAGCAUUUUUAUAAACCCACUUGUUUUAUAUUUGGAAAAAUCCUAAAAUGUAUGAUGACUGCUUUAUAGUGAACUUUCAUAUAAUAUCAACUGGUUGUGAUGUAACAUUCUGGUAGUUCUAUUAAUAAAACAAAAUUUCAGAAUUAAAGAAAUUUUCUAUGCAAGGUUUAUUUCUCAGAUGAAUAGUAGGACUUUGUAGUUUUCUUUCCACUAAGUGAAAAAGAACUGUGUUUUUAAACUAUAGGAGAAUUUGAUAAAUCAGCAAGGGAAUUUUAGCUAAUAGAAUAUAAAGUCAACUGAAGAAUCUGAUUAGUCUACUGAAGACUCUUUUGAAAUUCUGUCAAAAUAGUCUUUAUCCAGAGAAAUACAGGAGUAGGAUUAGCAACAAAGUAAAAGCGGAGAUGGGCAUUUUUUUCUCAGUAAUUGUGCUGUUUUUAUUACUUUUGUAAAUAUUACUUUUACUGGCUGUGUUUUUAUAUUGAUAACUUAUCCAUAUGCAUGAUGGAAAAUUUUUACUUUUAGCCAUUUUUUCCCAUGUAGUAGUAUUGAUUUGUAGAGAACUUCAUGUUCAGAUAUGUUCUAUGGGAGCAUGUAAUAAGAUAAGCAUCACACACUGUAAACCUUUUUGUAGUAACCAUAGUUACAAAACAGCAAAGUGUUUCCUCUGUAUCUGUUAUUGUGUUUUUUGCAGUGAAAUGUAAUCUUGCCAAAGCCGCCAGAUGUUGGUAUCCAGGCCCCUCCUAUCAGUGGACUUGUUCGCACUCGCAUUGCCCAGUAGCCAGUAAGCUACAGCUUUUGCCCCACACCUUUAUCUUCAGGUUCUGGGUCAUUCUUGUUUACAGCUGAAAUAUAUAUAUAACCCGAGUCCACAGUGGUGAUUAAUUUGGGAUAUUUGAAAUUCAUUUGUAGCUUAAUGAAGCAUGAUUAGUCCUGCUGUGAAGUAUCUUUUAACUUUAAAAAUAUCAACUCAAAAAUCUUUGACAUUUUGUCUUGUAAUAUUUAAAUAACUUAUAGUAAAAAUUUUAAACUUUAUUAGGCAUGAUAAUGAUCGGAAGGGAAAGAAAAAUUCUGGAAAGUGCUGGAUGUGUUAUAUAGACAAGCAUAUUUAAACAAGCCAUCCUCAACCCUGACUACAGAUAAGAAUCACUCAGGCAAUGCCCAACACCUUCCUCUCAUUGAGAUGAGGACUGGUAGUUUUAUAAAAAGCUUCCCCAGUGAUUCUAAUCUGCUGCAGGCCUGACUGCAGGCUGUUUGAAACUAACUUGCUCCUGCUGAUAAUGUGAUGGCAUCAUAUUAUAUCGUGUGGAAACCUAGCUGCACUCAAUGUUAGGCUUUUAUAUCUAUUACCCGAUUGAUUACAACUGGAAUUAUGGACCCCACUCCUAAAAAUUAGUACUCAGUAAGUCAAAGGUGAUGGUAGGACUUUAAAAAUCUGUCAUCAUAAAAAUAUUAAUAUCAUAGGUGAUUCUUAUACAGAUAUCCAAGAAUCAGACUUUAAAAAAUAUUCUAGACUCCGGAGAGGUCUGGCUUUGCCAUGUGCUAGUUUUUGACCUUUUACAAGUUAAUUUCUCUGAGCCUCAGUUCCCUUGUUUUUGAAUGAAGAUAGAAAAUAAAUACCUACCUCACAAAGUUGUCAAUAGGUAUCAGACGAAAAAUCAUAUGAAAGCUGAAAGCUCUGAAAACUUUAGUGUUAUGAACUAGAAGGGAUUAAGAUUACUGAGGACUUAAGAUAUUUGUUUGAGGGCUACCAUAGUACAGGCUUUGAUAUGUGUUUGAAUUCAUGUGGACUUUUUCCUCUCCUUUUUUAAAACAAAAUGUACCAAGAAAUUUGGUGUUGGAAAAGCUUUCAUCAGGCACAGAAGUCAGUUUUCUGAUAAUAAUUUGUUUGCCUGUCAUGUUUUUUUCUUUCAAAGUACACAUUUCUUAAUAUUUAUUACUAAUUCUUCAUGAGAUAUUUGAACAUUUGGCUCAAAUGCUUUACUUUUCCCUCCAUCUUCAUUGUCUUUUUCUUUGAAACUGGAGUUAAUACUCAGGACAAGCAGAGUCUGAAUUCCCUCACAUCUGACAGUAGACCUUUACUCUGAAGAUCAAAUUGGUAACAACCCAUUUAUAAAUAAAUCAGUAGUUCAUGAGGCUUUUGUCUGAGAAUUUCUCCUGAGAACAGCAUGAAAGACCAAAACAAACAUUCAGACACAAAAAUAAGUUAACAUAGAAGGUACCAGUUUGAGCUCAAAGAUGCUGUCGUUCAUUGCCAUCUGCAUUAUAUCAUCAAUUGCCAAAAUGUUAAUUGGUUUCUUUGUGGGCCAAGUAUAGACAGUUAAGUGAACAUCAAUAUGAAAAGCUUAACCCUGUGCUUCCUGAUUUUUAAAUAUUCAUUUGUAUCUUCUCUAUUAAACUGUUGAUAUAUUUGUAAAUGCUUUAUUGGCCUUUCAGUUACUUUCACUAUCUUAGUUUUGCUUCACAGAAUUUACUUAAUAUUGUUAAUCUGUCAUUUUAAAUAACAGUAUUUAGUUUGGGUUGUGUUAUUUAUCAAACUAGUGCUCCGAAUUAAGACUUUUUUCAUUAAAGAGACAAUUGAAGAACUAUAGCAAAAUAACAGUUUCAAGUCUCAACUAGCUUAAAACAACUUGAACAAGUCCGGACAGCUUUCUUACCAUAUGUUUAAUUUGUGUUGUGAUUGGCAGAUGAUAAUGUUUAGUAUUUUAUUUGUUCAGUUGACAACUGAUAAAAUAAUAGUUCUCUCUAAAAUGUUAACAUAUAACCAAAAAGUUUUCGAAAAGUACUCUGAUAUCAGCAAUAUUGUAUUGAAUUUUUUCAGUGAUUAAAGCAAACAAUUCAAAACAAUAUUAAGCUCGAAACAAUAAUUAGUUUCAAAGAACAGUUAAUAACUCAGCAACUAGAAGAGGGCAUGGUAGGUUUUCAAUUAAAGUAUUUAAAUAAAUGAAUGUUAUGCAACUCACUUUAGUCAUGAUAGUCUCAGUUCAAAGAAAUUUGAAGAGUCUAAAUUUGAGCUAAGUGAAAUGAGCCUCUGCUUUACCGGAAUAAUAUGUGGCAAGUAAUAAUCAAUGAGGGAUUUCCCUGGUGGCUCAGAUGGUAAAGUGUCUGUCUACAAUGCGGGAGACCCGGGUUCGAUCCCUGGGUUGGGAAGAUCCCCUGGAGAAGGAAAUGGCAAUCCACUCCAGUACUAUUGCCUGGAAAAUCCCAUGGACCGAGUAGCCUGGUAGGCAACAGUCCUUGGGGUCGCAAAAAGUCCGACACGACUGAGCGACAUGGCUAUAUAAUAAUCAAUGAAUUGCACCAAAUAAAGUUUAUUUCUUCUAGAGUAACAGUGCAUAUUACUAUGUUAAUUAAAUAUAUAUACAAACUUAUGCUAACACUUUAUAUUAAUUUUAGAAGAUGAACAGCAGUUUUUAGAAGUAAGUAGGUUCUUGUUGGUUUAAUGUGAAAUUAGAUCUUUGUAUACUAGUUGGGUGAAUGAAUAUUCAAGUAAACCUUUAUUAAUGAUGAUUUUCUUUUUCUAAAACUGUUUCUUGGAGCAGAUUUAAGAAAAUUCUAAGAAUCUCUUCAAAUGAGGAAAAUUAACUACAUUUUAACCUACCUCAUUAGUUUCUUUGUGAUAAUAGCUGGAAAUAACUGAAGUUGUAACUUUAUUGGUGUAGACUAUAUCCCCAUGAAAUAAAAGGAACUACUUAAAACUGUUUGAUAAAAUAGUGGAUCAUUGGCUGGAGCUUAGAAAAUGUUAACAUACCAAAUUUUCACUAUGAUGAUAUUUAUAUUGCUUUUGACAUGCCAAAGGUAUGUUUAUAUAUUAUCAUACUUGGGUGACUAACAUAGUCUAGUGUAAUGAAAAUUGUCCUGGGCUUGGAAUUCAGAAGACCCAUAAUAAUGAUGUAAACUGAACAGGUCAUUUAAUUUCUCUUUGUCUCAAUUUCUUUGAUGUAAAAUGAGGAUAAGGUAAUUUGGAGCUUUGAGACCUGCUUUACAGGACAUUGUGAGGAUCAAAUGAGCUAACAAGAAUUAUAGUGCUCUUUAAAAAACACUGAUAGUAUUUGUUUUUGUUAGAAUUUGGGGGUUACAGAAAGCAAGCAUAGUGGUAUUGAGCAGUAAAAACAGAACAGGCGGUUAGGCCAGUAUUCAUUUGACACAGUCUUCAAAUCAGCAGUCCAAUUGACCCUUUAAAAAUGAGAUUCUUUUUCGAGAACGACUGUGCCCUUAGAUUGUAUUGGCCCUUUAUUAAAUGUUAUACCAGAAUAUGCUCUGAAAAUUUAUAUGGUUGAAUUUAUAGGUCACUUUCAACAGAAAUUUGGGGAUAUCCAUUAUAUGUCUGCUUUGAUAUGGAAUGAUGUAACUACAUUAGUUUGGCAAGAAAAAUAUAAAGAGAAGUGUAGGCCCUGUUACUUUUUUUCCUUUGAGGUCUUUCAUAUGCCUAAUUACUUCCAAUUAGGAACACUUCUUUUUUAUUAGUGAUUACUGUAACUUUUUGGUUUUCAUCAUGGCAAAACUUUAAAUUUUAGGUGAUACUAUUAUAUUUGUAUAUGUAAUUUUUUAACCUGCAUAAAGUAAGGGUUUCUCCAUUCUUUUCCACACAUAAACACACAAAAGGGCAUUUUCAUAGAACCUAGAUGUACAAAGGAACUCACGAUUCUUUUAAACUAUUUUUAUGCCUUUUUACAACUGAGUAGGGAAAGGUGUUCAUGUUUAAUUCAGCUAUGUUUCUUAGUAGCUGUAUGAUUUUAUACAUUAUUCUUGUGUCAUUUUUAUGUUUUUUAUGAAAAAAUUAUGUUGACAUCUCUUCAUACUUUAAUUCACUUCAAUUCUGUUUUGCUCCAAUGGUAUGAUUUUUGAGAAAGGAGUGGGAAAACUAAGCAACCUUUACCUGCCAUCUUAUUGUAAUUACUCUCCUGGAUUUUUUCCUAAUUUAAAUUCUAUACUUCCUUAAUAGCCAAAUUGAUAGGAUUAUAAUAAUUUCUCUCAAGAUCUGAAGUCUUCUGGGAAAGAGAAUAUUAAGGUUUAUCCAGAACCAGCCAUUUUUGUAGACAUUCCUAUUUGGUUGAUUUAUAAAGAUUUAAUACAGUAAGUUAAUAAGCAUAUUUCUUAUUCUGUGAUCUCUAAUUAGAAAGUAACAUUUUUGUUGCCAUAAAGAUAAAAAAAAGUAAAUUUUCACUUACAUUUUAGUCAAAUCCCAUGCCAGUACAACAUUACCUCCUAUAAAAGAGAGUAGUUUAGUCUACUUAAAUGUAUUAAGAAUGGUUUCCUUCAGAAUUUUUUUUGUUUUUAAUAAUCACUUUUCUCAGGAAAUCUGUUAUGUCCUUUCUUGGACAUUUUCACUGGUGUGAUAGCAUUGUUUAUAAUUCUUUUUUAUCAUUUCAUUGGUCACUGUCAGCAGUUUUCCCUGAUCAAGAGAAGCAAGUAUUUACCUUAGAGUAAUUCAGAUCUUGAAAAUUCAGUGUUUUGUUAUUUUCAUAAUUAUUGUUCAUUAAUAACAUUAAUUUUUAUAAGUGAUUUUUUCAAGCUUUUUAUCAUAUUUCCUGCAGUACGGUGAGCUGUAUUUUUAUUAUAGCCCUGGGGUUUUUGUUACAUAAGUCAGCUUGUUUGUAUUGCUAACUUGCAAA